Silurus meridionalis is the source of this 687-nucleotide messenger RNA. RefSeq names its product brain-specific homeobox (gene bsx). NCBI's taxonomy places the organism in Eukaryota, Metazoa, Chordata, Actinopteri, Siluriformes, Siluridae. Bases 1 to 687 code for a protein of 228 amino acids. The transcript has 3 exons. Gene Ontology annotation, molecular function: DNA-binding transcription factor activity, RNA polymerase II-specific; DNA binding. Gene Ontology annotation, biological process: regulation of DNA-templated transcription. The record is from RefSeq and is a predicted model, not a curated record.
AUGAACCUCAACUACACGUCUCCCGGCGCGCAGAUGCCCACACAGAGGUCAACGUCCUUCUUCAUCGAAGACAUUUUGCUCCACAAGCCUAAACCUUUGCGGGAUGUGUUUCCAUCCCCUUUCUCCAACUCGCUCGCAUCCCGGAUGCCUCUGCUCGAAUACGGAUACCCACUGAUGCCCACCCCGAUCCUCGCCUCCCAUCCGCACCAUCCGCUGCACAAACCAGAGCAUCACCCCUACUUCUUCACCUCGGGCAUGCAGAUGCCAUCGUUGUUCCAGCAUCACCCCGAGCUCCCAGGAAAACACUGCCGGCGCCGGAAAGCGCGCACCGUGUUCUCAGACUCGCAGCUCUCCGGACUGGAAAAGCGCUUUGAAAUGCAGCGGUAUCUCUCAACCCCGGAGCGCGUGGAGCUGGCGACAGCACUCAGCCUCUCAGAAACACAGGUGAAAACCUGGUUUCAGAACCGAAGGAUGAAGCAUAAAAAGCAGUUAAGGAAAACACAGGAGGACCAGAAGAUCCCAGGAGACUCGGACAGAUCUCUGGAGAACUCAAGCGCAAACGAGCUGCAUGACAAAAGCGCAGGAGACCCGAAAGAUGGCAUGAGUCCGGAUAGAUACACGGUGGACGAAAACGAAGACGAGGUCGAUAUUGAGGACGACAUCUGCUCCCCUGAACAUUUACUAUAA